This is a messenger RNA of Cryphonectria parasitica EP155, 1698 nucleotides long. Its product is annotated as PAF acetylhydrolase. The record is from RefSeq and is a predicted model, not a curated record. Bases 1 to 1698 code for a protein of 565 amino acids. NCBI's taxonomy places the organism in Eukaryota, Fungi, Ascomycota, Sordariomycetes, Diaporthales, Cryphonectriaceae. Gene Ontology annotation, molecular function: 1-alkyl-2-acetylglycerophosphocholine esterase activity. The transcript has 2 exons.
AUGUCAUACUACCUAAACAAGAUCAAUCCUAUACCGACACUUCCGGAGUAUACAGGACCUUACAUAGUCGGCACCAUUGACGUCGAGAUCCCAAUCUCAGGCCUAAAUGCUCCGAGCGAGGCACCCGAAAACGCGGCCGACAUUCACACAAUUCAGUUUCGCAUCUUCUACCCAGCUCAGCCAGACUCGAGAGGCAAGAGGAUCACGUGGCUCCCUGCUCCUCAGAGGAGCCAUGUCUCGGCCUACACAAAGUUCCUGGGCUUUGGUGCUGUCACUUCCGAGAUUCUCUCGUUCUUCCCUCGACACGUACACUACACCACGAUUCCCGUCUUUAAGAACGCAUCGAUUCUCGAACCCGAACACCUUCCAAACAAGCGAUGGCCCACAAUGAUCUUCUCCCACGGUCUGGGGGGAAACCGCAAUGCAUAUUCGCACAUCGUAGGGUCUAUGGCCUCGCACGGCGUCGUCGUCAUAUGUCCCGAACAUCGCGACGGAAGCGCGGCUGUCUCGUUUAUUCGUGACCCUACGGCGCAGAACAGCCGAUUUAUGGGAAACACUAGGCGUGUUGUGCCCUACGUGAAGAUUUCCCACGACCAGAACCGGCAGACAUGGGACGCCCGGAACCAACAGCUGAAGGUGCGGCUCUGGGAACUUGGUCUGACGCAUGAGGCAAUACUUGAUAUCGAUGCUGGCCUGGACAUGCACAACCUGAAUACGAGCACACCUGUCGCAUCCCUCUCUCAGUUCACCUCGAAGCUCGACGUGCAGAAGCCUGGGUCGAUCAUCUUUGGCGGGCAUUCGUUUGGAGCCGCAACGGCCGUUCAGCUCCUCAAGUCGACAUACUACGCUGGCUCUCCCGAGCUGGAGGCCAUUGAGGAGCCGCUUUAUUGUCCAGCGGCCGGUAGUCGCAUUCGCGCACAAAUUACAUCCAAGAACCCCAUCAUGAUGCUCGAUAUGUGGUGCUUUCCCCUCGUCUCCCCCACCACGACAGCCCUGUACAGCCUACCCCUCCCAGCAUACGCUGAUAACGACCCGACGGCACCAGGCGGCGCCUCGGUAUUGGCUAUCGAGUCGGAGACCUUCUUCAAGUGGACUGAACACCUUCACGCCAUGUGCCGCAUCAUCUCGCCGAGACCUAGCGCCCCCGUUGUCAGCGCGUCAGCGUUUGAGCGUCCCGGAUCAGGCGUGAGGCUGCCCGAGCCGAACUUCUUUUACGUCAUCAACAGCGCGCACCUGAACCAGAGCGACUUUGGGGUCUUGUUUCCGUGGUUGACGAAGAAGGUCUUUGGUGCCGAGCAGCCCGAGCGUGCACUCCGCCUGAACGUGAGGGCCAUGCUGCAACUCCUCAGGAAGAACGGCGUGCCGGUUGCGAGGACGUGGUCCGGAGACCUUGUGGAGGGCGCGGAAGUUUCGGACAAGCUCGAUGCCCCAGAGGCUGCCGCUGGUGGUGGCGAUGACGCUGGCGGGAACGACAGCCUCGAGGACGGCCUUUUGGAUGACAAGGCCAUCUUCGACCGCAGCGGGCACGGGACCGUCGACUACUGGAAGUGGAUCGACAUCGUGGGCAUGGGUGGGGAGUCCGACCACAGCGGCAAGGAUGGUAAGCCGGAGGGCGUCGAGGGCGAGAGCGAGAUGGAGACGGAGAUAGAGGGCGCGACGAGCCCACAGCCGCCCACCGCGGUGGAUGCCCGUGCUUGA